AUGUCAGACGAUGAUCAAUUUUCUCUUCAUAGCUUUGAUCCAGAUUAAGAAAAGAAUAUUGAAAAUGAAAUUGACUAAUUCUAUAAGGAAUUAAGUCUUCAAUUUUAUGGUGAGGAUAAGAAAAAGAAGGUUUCUUUACUGAUGUCAGGUUCGACUCAAGUAUAAUUGGAAUCUCUACAUUCUAGGAGACAAGCAAGCCCAGUAGAGACACGUUGCCAGAUGUAAAAAAGGGUUUUAUGUAUGUGACUCCUCUAUCUACUCGACCAGGCAGUCCAAGAGUUGGUCGAAUUCAAGUGCAAAAGAGAGCGACAAAUUAAAACAGUUCAGGGAGUCCUUCAAAGUUGAAACCUCUAUAAACAAAAAAACUUCUCUAGCUCUUGCAGUCACCUUACAAUUCGAAGAACACUUAGAAACAAGCUUUCCUGAAAAAAUAAUUGGAUAUGAUAAAGCGAAUACAGAUUUAGGAAUUAAAAGAACAUUAUUAUAAAUGA
Molecule: messenger RNA, 491 nt
Organism: Paramecium primaurelia
Lineage: Eukaryota; Ciliophora; Oligohymenophorea; Peniculida; Parameciidae
Source: the annotation of a GenBank genome assembly